AUGUCUACUACUACUACCCCCAUCAUGUCUGCAAAGAGCAAUAAAACCGCCAAACUUCCUGCCAAGCCUCAUGCCAAGCGCACCCCGGGUGCCAAGCCUCCAGCCAAGCGCACACGGGCUACCAAGGCUUCCAAAACCGCCGAGAGUUCUAAAACCGCAGAACUUUCUGCCAAGUCUUCUGAAACCGCCAAGCCUACCGAAAUCGCCGAGCCGGUUCUUAAGCCUUCCAAUUCGGGCACCCCUGCUGCCAAUAUUUUCAAAUCCGGAAGGCUUGACGCCAAGCCUUCUGAAACCCACCCCAUUCAGUAUCAUGAGUCAGCUGCUGAGGCAUUAGUAAUGGGUGGUGUUACCAAUACUGCUACUGCUAAGAAAUUGGCUAGUAUGGAUUGGAUUAGACCUGUUAUGGUUAAGGAAGACAGGGGUCUUAAUAUGGCAAGGCCAGUUAAUGUUGAGGCUAUAUUGGGAUACAGCAGGGGUGAACUUUCAGAGUCAGUUUGUGACUGUUGUACUGACGGUAAGGGCCCUUUUAUUGAAUGUGUAACUGUGCAGGGUAUGUUUGCAGGUAGUUGCACCAAUUGCCACUACAAUAGCCAAGGCAAAUAUUGCAAUUUUCGUCCUGAAAUUAAACCUCGCGAACGCUCUGCACCCAUUGCAAGCUCUUCUACAGUUACUGCGGAGGGUGCAGACAGGCAUAGGAGAGUUGCAAAGAGGAAGCGGUCCACUACUAAGGAAAAAUGGCGGAGGCUUUUGAUAGCGGUGGAGGGAGUAGCUGAUGCAAUUGAGAAUAUCAUGGACGAAAUGGAAGAUUAA
Molecule: messenger RNA, 810 nt
Organism: Morchella sextelata
Lineage: Eukaryota; Fungi; Ascomycota; Pezizomycetes; Pezizales; Morchellaceae
Exons: 2
Coding region: 1-810 (269 amino acids)
Source: RefSeq, a predicted model, not a curated record